GGCUGUCUUCAAAACACACAUCAGUUUCAUGUGAUUAGCCAUCGAUUAACCAUUUGUUGCGUCCAUUGGUUAGAAAAUUGUGUGACAUUUGAAUUGUUUGAGUGAAUCAACGAAACAAAGUUGUCACCAAUGGCUGGACCUAUGGCUCGCACUGAUUGGGACAGAUUUUGUCAUAAAGUGGAUAAAAACUUCUGGAAAGACAUGAAUGAUUGGGGGAAAGGCGUCGAAAAGUUUUUCACUGACGGCCCCAUCACUCCGGUAUUCAAACCGGAGUUCAAUGGUUUGAAGUCGAGUAUGCGCCAAGAAUUGGACCAAAAGGCAAAAGAAAGCAAUGGUUUGAGAGAAGAGUUGUUGGCUUUGAAGGCAUCGAAACUUGAGGCGGAAGUGAAGACAUUGAGGGAAGCGAUGAAAGACAUGAAAGACAUGAAUGAUAUGAAUGUAAAAGAUGUGAAAGACUUGAGACACGAGUUGAUGUCUUUGAAGGCUUUAAACGAGACAAUGAUUUGUGAGAACAAAGAGUUGACUCAAGAGUUGAUGUCUUUGAACAUAAGUCAAAUUACUUACCGUACUUACUUCUAUUUCUGUUACGCAACUGUCGUGAGCUCCUCUAGGCAUUUCACUACCUGUUGUGGCUGUGACUUAGGUGCCGGUCAUUUGUGUCCGAUGACGACUCACUGGUAUUGGCCCGGACUGCCUAUAACGGGCCCUGAACCCUUUGAAUGCCUUCUCAGACAAAUAAUUCCACAUUUGUUUGCUUACAAAACCAGGAUUCGUGACCACGAGCCGCACCGGUCGACCCAAAUGGCUGUACGACAGGCCAUCAAAUGA
This is a messenger RNA of Oppiella nova, 828 nucleotides long. The record is from the annotation of a GenBank genome assembly. Lineage: Eukaryota; Metazoa; Arthropoda; Arachnida; Sarcoptiformes; Oppiidae.